AUGUCUGUUCCCCAACCGAACCCGGCGUUGGCUGCUGAACACCAUCGGGAACACCAGGAAGAAGCCUCGGCAGCACCAGCAACUAGCGGCGAGAAAAUAGCUCUCCACAAAAUUGACGCUACUUUGACUCGCACAUCUAGUAUAUUCGCUGAUAGCAGCAUCGAACAAGAUGAGGGGCAAAAGCCUGGUGUUCAGAAGCGCAAAUGGUAUCGAAAGUUGAACCCGCUGCGACUGCGCAAAGUCCCUUCCGUCCCGGAGGAACGAACUGUAUGUCCUGAAUAUGGGGCCAAUAUCCUAAGUGUUAUUUUGUUCCAAUGGAUGUCUCCGCUGAUGAACACUGGCUACCUUCGGCCUCUCCAACUUCAAGACAUCUGGAUAGUGAAUCCCAAUCGAUCUGUUUAUCCCCUCAAAACAAAACUGAUCGAGUGCUUCGAAUGGCGUCAUAAAAAAGGCGGAAAGUAUCCGCUGCUGUUCGCCAUUUACGAUACAUUUUUGUUUGAAUUUUGGCUCGGUGGCGUGUGCCAGCUAUUCAGUGCUCUCUUCAUGGUCUUCUCGCCUUAUAUGACACGCUACUUAAUUGCCUAUGCUACAGAGGCAUACACCGCCAAAGCGAAGCAUCAGCCGGAACCCAAUGUCUCGCACGGAAUCGGAUUCGCUAUUGGCAUAACCGUCAUGCAGAUAUGUCAAAGUCUAUGCACCAAUCAGUUCAUCUAUCGAGGUUUUCUAGUUGGUGCACAGUUAAGGGCAGUGCUGAUCAAUGUGAUCUUUGAUAAAACAAUGAAAAUUUCAAAUCGAGCCCGAGCCGGUGGUAGUCUUACGGAAGCUGUUCGGCAUGAGGGUGGUCUCAAGACCUUUGAGGGUAGCAUAAGCGGACAAGGCUGGAGUAACGGGCGAAUCAUCACCCUGAUGAGUGUUGACGCAGACCGAAUUAACACUGCAAUGGGCAUGUUCCAUCUCAUGUGGUCGUCUCCAGUGAUUAUCAUCCUCGCUAUCAUCCUUCUCUGCAUCAACAUUGGCUAUAGUGCUCUAUCCGGAUUUGCAUUGCUACUUCUCGGAAUUCCAUCGCUAACUAUAGCUAUCAAGAGUCUUUUGAAAAGGAGAAACUCUAUCAAUAAUCUCACUGAUCAACGUGUUUCGUUGACCCAGGAGAUCCUACAAUCUGUCAGGUUCGUCAAGUUCUUUGGAUGGGAAAGUAGCUUCAUGGAGAGAUUAAGAGAUAUUCGCCGCCGAGAGAUCCGUGCAGUACAAAUUCUUCUAGCAAUUCGGAAUGCUAUUCUCUGUGUCUCACUGGCAAUGCCGACAUUCGCAUCAAUGGUCUCUUUCAUUACAUAUUCCCUAUCUCAGCAUGUGCUCACCCCGGCACCGAUAUUUUCUUCAUUGGCCCUUUUCAACUCUUUACGAAUGCCAUUGAUGUUAUUUCCCCAGGUCUUGGGUCAAGUCACGGAUGCAUGGACUGGUCUAAAGCGUAUUCAAGAAUUUUUGCUCGAGGAAGAAGUUACAGAGGACAUCGAGUGGGAUGACAACAUGGAAGAUGCUAUUCAAUUAGAAGGUGCUUCAUUUACCUGGGAGCGCACUCCUCCUGACGAACUGGAGCAGAGGGUGGGAAAGUCUAAGAAAGAUGGCGGAAAGAAAGAUGUUCUCGUUGAGACACCAGAAACCCCUGAAGACGUCAUCCCCUUCAAAAUAUCAGGCUUGGAUUUGUCUGUAAAGCGAAACGAGCUUGUCGCAGUUAUUGGAACAGUUGGUUCUGGAAAGACAUCACUGCUUGCCGCUCUAGCGGGCGAUAUGCGACUGACUGAAGGGUCGAUACGACUCGGCGCGUCUAGAGCGUACUGUCCCCAGUAUGCCUGGAUUCAGAAUGCCACCGUUCGAGAAAAUAUCAGUUUCGGCAAACCAUACGACGAAACUUGGUAUAACACGGUUGUUGACGCAUGCGCUCUGCGUCCCGAUUUUGAUGUUUUCCCCAAUGGAGACAGUACAGAGAUAGGAGAACGCGGAAUCACUGUUUCUGGCGGGCAGAAGCAACGUCUCAAUAUUGCACGCGCAAUCUACUUCGAUUCAGAUAUUAUCUUGAUGGAUGACCCUCUAUCGGCAGUAGAUGCGCACGUCGGCCGCCACAUUAUGGACCAAGCUAUAUGUGGCUUGCUAAAGGAUAAAUGCCGUAUCCUUGCAACUCAUCAGCUUCAUGUGCUUAGCCGUUGUGAUCGUAUCGUGGUCAUGGACGACGGCCACAUCAAUGCUGUUGACACAUUUGACAAUUUGAUGCGUGGCAAUGUGCUCUUCCAGAGAUUAAUGUCUACCACUACACAAGACCAAGAACACGACAAGGUGAACGACCACGCCGAGGAAGAAACAGACAAGAUCGACAAGGAAGAAGUAGCGCCGGCCAAGAAGGCUAAAUGUGGGAGGCAAACAACAUUGAUGCAACAAGAAGACCGAGCCACUACUACCGUUGGAUGGGAUGUAUGGAAAGCGUAUAUGAUGGCAUCUGGACACAUCCUAUUUCCGAUUUUUGUCGUGUUGACGAUCAUCCUUACAAACGCUUCAAAUAUCAUGACAAGCUUCUGGUUGACGUACUGGACGUCUGGGAAGUACAAUUUGACUACAGGCCAAUACAUAGCUGGCUACGCCUCGCUUGCAGCACUGCAAGCAAUUAUCAUGUUCGUAUACUCCACGGUACUCAGUGUUGCAGGGACCAAUGCUAGUAAAAACAUGCUACAGAAAGCCGUGACGAGGGUGCUGAGAGCACCGAUGUCAUUCUUUGACACCACACCUCUAGGUCGGAUAACGAAUCGAUUCUCAAAGGAUGUUCAUGUUAUGGACAACGAGCUCGGCGAUGCAAUGCGCAUUUAUGGUCUCAAUAUUACUAUGAUCACAGCAAUUAUCAUUCUGAUCAUUGUUUAUUUUCACUACUUCGCCAUUGCAUUUGGACCUUUAUUGAUAUUGUUCCUCGUUGCAGCCAACUACUACCGUGCAUCAGCACGGGACAUGAAACGAUUCGAAUCCGUUUUACGAUCUCACGUCUUUUCUCGAUUCAGCGAGUCCAUUUCCGGAGUUGCCAGUAUCCGUGCCUAUGGCUUACAGGAUCAUUUCAGUCGCAGUAUUAGCGAUGCAAUUGAUGAAAUGGAUGGCGCAUACUUUCUCACAUUUUCUAAUCAACGUUGGCUCAGUGUCCGACUUGAUGCUGUCGGAUAUGUCAUGGUCUUCGUGACUGGUAUUCUAGUAGUGACAUCUCGAUUCAAUGUCUCACCCAGCAUCUCAGGUCUGGUGCUAUCUUAUAUUCUCGCAAUCGUGCAGAUGUUGCAGUUUACCAUUCGUCAACUGGCUGAGGUCGAGAAUAGUAUGAACGCCACAGAAAGACUGCACUAUUACGGGACACAACUUGAAGAAGAGGCACCCGUACACUUUGGCGAAGUUGAACCUGAGUGGCCUACGCAGGGCAGAAUCACAUUCUCGGAUGUCCAAAUGCGCUACCGCGCCGGUCUCCCUUUGGUUCUCCGCGGCUUAAAUAUGGAUAUUCGCGGCGGCGAGCGAAUUGGUAUCGUUGGACGUACAGGAGCUGGAAAGUCUAGUAUCAUGUCAGCGCUAUUCCGAAUUACUGAACUAUCCGGUGGCAGGAUCACAAUUGAUGGAAAGGACAUUGCCAAAAUUGGUCUACAGGAUCUCCGUUCGCGUCUGGCUAUUAUCCCGCAAGAUCCGACUUUGUUCCGAGGAACGGUACGAUCAAAUCUGGACCCAUUCAAUGAACAUAACGAUCUAGAAUUAUGGGACGCAUUGCGAAAAGCCCAUCUGAUCGGCGAGAAACCAGAGGGAGGAAGCGAUUCCGACGAGACCGACGAAGAAAAGAAGCAAACAGUAAAGAGUCAACAGCAACAGCAACAGCAACAACAAACCCAAAAUACAAACCGCAUCCAACUCGACACUACCGUUGACGAGGAAGGUCUAAACUUCUCCCUAGGCCAACGUCAACUCAUGGCGCUCGCACGCGCUCUAGUCCGCAACUCACGCAUCAUAAUCUGCGACGAAGCCACUUCGUCUGUCGAUUUUGAGACUGAUCGCAAAAUUCAACGGACCAUGGCAACAGGGUUCAAGGGUAAGACAUUGCUGUGUAUUGCUCAUCGGCUACGGACAAUUAUUACGUACGAUCGGAUCUGUGUGAUGGAUCAGGGCCAGAUUGCGGAGUUGGAUACGCCCCUGAAUUUGUGGAAGAGGCAGGAUGGGAUUUUCAGGAGUAUGUGUGAUCGUAGUGGGAUUGUGAGGGAGAAUUUUUUCGUGGUUGAUGUAUAG
This is a messenger RNA of Talaromyces stipitatus ATCC 10500, 4287 nucleotides long. Its product is annotated as ABC multidrug transporter, putative. The record is from RefSeq and is a predicted model, not a curated record. Gene Ontology annotation, biological process: transmembrane transport. Gene Ontology annotation, cellular component: membrane. The transcript is spliced from 3 exons. Bases 1 to 4287 code for a protein of 1428 amino acids. NCBI's taxonomy places the organism in Eukaryota, Fungi, Ascomycota, Eurotiomycetes, Eurotiales, Trichocomaceae. Gene Ontology annotation, molecular function: ABC-type transporter activity; ATP hydrolysis activity; ATP binding.